GACGGCGAGGGGGAGGGGUGGCGCGCGCGCCGGCGGGGCCGCGCGGGGAGAAAGACACUGGAAGGCGGCGGGGCGGGGAGCGGCGCGCGCGGGCCGCGGCGGAGCAGGAGACUGAGAGGAGAGCCCGCGGGGGCCGGAGGGUGCGAUUCCUCCGCCCCCGCAAAACAAUGUGCAGCGUGCGGCUGGGCUCAACUUGCCGGAGGCGGCGGGGGCGCGCCGAGCCCGCCUGAGACCGCGCCGCUGACCUUCUCCCCCCGCCGUCCGUUGGGCCCGAGCGCCCAGCUCCUCGCUCCCCAGCUCGCGGGGGCCGGGCCGAGCUGCGGGGCGGGGCCGCCCCUCCGUCGCUGCUGCCUCCUCCCCCACCCCCAGCCGCGGAGGAUGCGGACGGCCCCCGGCGGCGUCUAGCGGCCCCGGGCCCAGGCGCGAUGGUGCAGCAGCGGGGCGCGAGGGCCAAGCGGGACGGCGGGCCGCCGCCCCCGGGGCCCGGGCCGGCCGAGGAGGGGGCGCGUGAGCCCGGCUGGUGCAAGACGCCGAGCGGCCACAUUAAGAGACCGAUGAACGCGUUCAUGGUGUGGUCGCAGCACGAGCGGCGGAAGAUCAUGGACCAGUGGCCCGACAUGCACAACGCCGAGAUCUCCAAGCGCCUGGGCCGCCGCUGGCAGCUGCUGCAGGACUCGGAGAAGAUCCCGUUUGUGCGGGAGGCGGAGCGGCUGCGCCUCAAGCACAUGGCGGAUUACCCGGACUACAAGUACCGGCCGCGCAAAAAGAGCAAGGGGGCGCCCGCCAAGGCGCGGCCCCGCCCCCCCGGCGGCGGUGGUGGCGGCAGCCGGCUCAAGCCCGGGCCGCAGCUGCCUGGCCGCGGGGGCCGCCGAGCAGCGGGCGGGCCUUUGGGGGGCAGCGCGGCGGCGCCCGAGGACGACGACGAGGACGACGACGAGGAGCUGCUGGAAGUGCGCCUGGUCGAGACCCCAGGGAGGGAGCUGUGGAGGAUGGUCCCAGCGGGGCGGGCUGCCCGGGGACCCGCGGAGCGCGCCCAAGGGCCGUCGGGCGAGGGGGCGGCUGUCACCGCCGCCUCCCCCACUCCGUCGGAGGACGAGGAGCCAGAGGAAGAGGAGGAGGAGGCGGCGGCGGUGGAGGAAGGCGAAGAGGAGACGGUGGCGUCGGGGGAGGAGCCGCUGGGCUUUCUGUCCAGACUGCCCCCCGGCCCCGCCGGCCUGGACUGCAGCGCCCUGGACCGCGACCCGGACCUGCCGCCCCCCUCGGGCACGUCGCAUUUCGAGUUCCCGGACUACUGCACCCCCGAAGUUACCGAGAUGAUCGCGGGGGACUGGCGCCCGUCUAGCAUCGCCGACCUGGUUUUCACCUACUGAGCCCACCGUCAGCGGGGCGCGCACGCCCCCAAACCAGCUGUUUACAUACAGGAAUCAGGUAUUGGGGCCCCUCGGAGGCCGAGGCUGGCACCCCAUCUCCCGCGCAGCCUCCCCCCUCCCAGACGUGCCCAUCCCCCUCAAACCCAGACAUGCCCCUCCCCCGCAGACACACCCCAAGGCAGCCCAACCCCCACUCUUUCCCUGACAUCCAAGCCCCGCCCCGUCUUGCCCCCUCCCGCACAGCCACCAGCAGCCAGCCCCCCUCCGUUACACCUCCCGUCCACUCCUACAGACCUGCACCCCUCCCCCCACCUCGCACACGCCCCUCCUCGUGGCCGGAGGACACGCCCCUGCCCUUGCUCCCGAUCCCUCCGCCUUCGCCCAGCCCGCCUCCUCUCUGGUUUAGGGGGGCGCUGCGGCUGGGCGGCACCGCGCGCUCCUCCCAAACCCCUUCGCUCCCCUCCCCCGAGCGCUGGGGCCCGCCCCCUUCUCGCGCAUGCUUAAUGCUUCUUAGGAGGAGGGGGCCGGUCCCAGUUGAACCGCAAGCCUCUGUGGCCCGCUCCGGGAAGAAGUGGGGCGGGCAUUGAGCGAUCCUUAGAAAUCUUUUGAUCCGGGAGCCGCGGCUUCCUUUCAACCCGACGGGGCGUCUCUGCCUUAAUGGGAGGAGCACUAGGAAGGGGGAGAAAGAGACUAGCUGGCCCGGAAGGGUUGGGUUUGGCGCUUGGAACUCUCCCUAAGUGGCAUAACCCCUUUUCCUUGCGGGGUUACCCAGACUGACGUGCACCCUCCCGCCUGCUAUACACACACCGCUAGACUGCCUCCACAGUCUACCUUGGCACCCAGAAACUUGCCUUUUCUUUCCCCCAUCCGGGAAUUGGGAAUAGGGUCUUCAUCUGGAACUGCACCACUAGAGGACCGCCCAAGAAAGCUCUGAAUCAAGGCAAUUAUCAGUCUAUUUGGGGACAAGGGCCUUGCUGCUCUCCACCCCCAUCCCAAGUGCCCCAUUACGUUAAGGCACACUCCCAGCCUGGACUCCUCCCUUAAGCCCACCGCCCUUUUCUAUCACUCAAGUCCUGUGCCCACAGUGACCCUAUUCAGUGGGAGAAGCUGAGGCAUGUUGGUACGGGGGCGGGGGUGUUGAGACUGAGGCAUGAGAGCAGACGGAGUGACAAGAAGAGACCCACUUUUGAACAGCUGGCUUGAGACCAUGGACUGGGCCAGUGACACUGAAGGGAGGGGCAGAGUAGUGGAGGUGUGCCGUUUGCGCCUGUUUUUCCAUGUGAAAAAUCUGGAUAGCGCUGCUGUCGGAGGAGGUUGUGUCCGGUUCGAGGUGCCCUCGGGGACCCCUGCCCCAAAUUCCCCCUCUUACUCCCCAACUCUCCGCUCAAGUCCCGCCCCUCCGGCCUCCCCAUACCCCCUUUUGCCCUCACUACCUGUAUCUCACCGGCGUGUGUUCACCCUCCCGGGUGAGCACACACUCUCAUUCACACACACAAAUCUCAGGAACAAACGGUCCCAGAGUCCUCCUGGACCCCUGCCCAGGGUCUCUGCAGGUCUCUGCCCCACGCGUUCCCGUCGCUGACAAAGCCACCAGCUGCCUCCUUUAAGCUUGGUGCUCCGGCUCUGGGCCUUUCUCGCGCUCUCUCUGUCUUUCUCUUUCUCUCUUUCUCUCUUUCUCUCUCUCUCUCUCUUUUUUUUUUUUUUUUAAGAAAAACAACAACAACAAAAAGACAAUGAAAAAAACCCAGAAAACGUCAUGUGAGUGAAGAGAUGUCACUGUCUGUGGUCUUGGAGAACUAGUCUAGUAGCUGAGGGGAGGGGUCCCCCUAUCUGGGGCACUGGCACCCACAGCAGGACUUCGCCAGUCUGAUGCCAGGACUGAAUAAAGUGUAUUUGCCCCGACCUUGCCCUGUGGUUCUACAUGUCUGUGCCUUUCCUCAACCCUCCCCCAGACAGUUUUCCAGAUUGAAGUCCAUGUGCAGGAAGAGCUGGGGGUCGCUGGGCAAGGCACCUGGCCCCUUUAGGCCUCUGUCUCCCUCUGUCUCAGGACUCCCUGGUCUUGAUUAAGGGUGACACAUUCAUCCCCCACAGGGCCAGGCAGGUCAUGUCCGCGAGAGAGUCUGGGUAGACACUCCGUGGGGACAGCUGCUCUCCUCCCGCCAGUUGUGACCUUGUGGGAAGGCAACCCACGGUGGCCUGGUUGAAAUCUGGAGGUAGAAAUCUGGAUGUUUCUGUGAACAUCUCAACUACAAAAUGAAAGCUGACUCCGUUAUUUUUAUUUAUUUAUUUUUAUUUGUUUCAUUUUUUUGACGCAACUCUCUUUAAAUCCUCGUGGACCAAAUGAAACAAGUGUCGCAGGCAUCCCUGGCCCAAGGGGGCCCGUUUGACCCUGCCCUUCAUGAGAAUUAAGAAGGGUCGGGCCACAUCGUCUGGGCGCAAAAGCCCCAGCACCACCACCACUGAGCAUCUCUGUGACCUUGAGCAAAUUCACUUCACCCUGACUCUUCUCUCAAUAUGAAUAACAUGAAGAUGAUAACAGUACCUUCUUCAGGGUGAAAUGAAGUUCGAGGUGAGCAGCAUUUAACAAGGUGCCCCCUGAAGUAUAUUACUCCAUUGUCCAGAAGAGGAAACGGGGUCAGGGUGGUGCAGCAACCUGCAGGAGGGCCUGCAAGCGGCCAAGGUCAAAGUCAGGGCCCCGCAUCUUGGUUCUCUGCCCUGGCGGAGUGUCGUGUCAGGGUGCUGCCUCUCCUUCCCUGUUUGAAUCUACAGAUGGCGUUAGGCUGUCAGCGCAACCCCUGGGCUGGCGGGGUUGGUCCCAGAGCCGGCCCGUCAUUGGCCUGCAGUGUAGAUUUAUUGAAUGACUAAAAGAGGAGCAACAGAAGCCACAGCGAUUCCUGUCCUUGAGAUUCUUACCAGCGUGUUUUGGAAACCGAGGAAAGCCUUUUCAAACUCUGUCUCCCUCCCCCCCCCCCCCCCCCCCCCCCCCCCCCCGUGCCUCCACUGCCAGGUCCAGUGGAUUCCUGAGGUUGGACAGAGCCUGUGUCCCCUGUAAGAACGAAGGCCAAGUGUGCAGACCUCAUUGAGAGAGAGUAUUUGUGGACUGGGGUACACAUAGAUGCGUUAAAAGAGGACGAUAGCAGGUUUAGGAGGGCUGGGUGUGUACAGAAGGGGGGUGUCUGUUUGGGGGAGGUGCAAGAAUUUCCAGUGCUUUGGCUCAGCCUCUGAUUGAAAGCAAGAUGGGAAAAAAAAAAUCCCUCCAGGAAGAGUUGAGAAGGUGAGGAAGAUAGAGAUGGGUGUCACCCUUGAACCCCUUUUAAGGAGCACUUCCCUGGCUGUGAGCAAUCUGGUCAGUGGAUGGGCUCCAGCUGCCAAGAUCCACUCGCCCUAGGGCAGCCCGUGUCUGGUGGCCCAGGGGGAUCAGGUGGAAACGCCUGGCCAUUCCUGUCCAGUGUGGGGACACGCUGACAGGCAGUACUUGCACCACCCACCCCUCCGGACACUCACCCAGGCCCCCUCCGGGGUGGCCGAGGUUUUGCCAGGCCUGAAGUGCAGUUUGAUCUCCCGUACCCAACCUUGCUCCCUCCCUCUUCUUUUCACAGGUGUUUAUAUCCCUAAUAAAUCUCUUGCACCCCA
Messenger RNA from Prionailurus viverrinus (fishing cat), 5003 nucleotides. It is a transcript of the gene SOX12, whose product is annotated as SRY-box transcription factor 12. Gene Ontology annotation, molecular function: RNA polymerase II cis-regulatory region sequence-specific DNA binding; DNA-binding transcription factor activity, RNA polymerase II-specific. Gene Ontology annotation, biological process: cell differentiation; negative regulation of transcription by RNA polymerase II; anatomical structure morphogenesis. Lineage: Eukaryota; Metazoa; Chordata; Mammalia; Carnivora; Felidae. The record is from RefSeq and is a predicted model, not a curated record. The transcript has a single exon. Bases 426 to 1370 code for a protein of 314 amino acids.